Mangifera indica (mango) is the source of this 765-nucleotide messenger RNA. Its product is annotated as thioredoxin F-type, chloroplastic-like. The record is from RefSeq and is a predicted model, not a curated record. Lineage: Eukaryota; Viridiplantae; Streptophyta; Magnoliopsida; Sapindales; Anacardiaceae. The transcript has 3 exons. The coding region runs from base 57 to 629 and encodes 190 amino acids.
UCUUUCUUCAAGCUCCACUAAUCUUGACUCAUCCUUCCGCCAGCUCCUUUAAAACAAUGUCUCUCCUCCACCUUCAAUUCUCCUCUGUCCGAUCGCCGCCUUCUCUUCCGUCAAAAUCCUCCAUCCCAACCGCAUGCGCCGCCCAAUCUUCCUUCCCUUCCUCCUCUUCCCCCGCUUCUAAGAGCUCCAGAAGCUCCUCGUCAGCACUGUCCUCUCCAUCAACCAAGCAGAAGGAUCAUCAACACCACAAUGGAUCAAUUUUUGGAGUCAGAUCGAGCUUGGAUACUGUGGGGCUCACUGUGGGUCAGGUUACCGAGGUUAACAAAGACACCUUUUGGCCCAUCGUUAACGCCGCCGGUGACAAGACGGUCGUUCUGGAUAUGUACACCCAGUGGUGUGGUCCAUGCAAAAUCAUUGCUCCAAAAUUCCAAGAAUUGUCUGAAAAAUAUUCUGAUGUUGUCUUUCUAAAGCUUGAUUGCAACCAAGAGAACAAGCCAUUGGCAAAAGAGCUUGGAAUAAGGGUUGUUCCAACCUUCAAAAUUCUGAAAGACAAGAAGGUUGUAACGGAGGUGACUGGUGCCAAAUUUGAUGAUUUAGUUUCUGCCGUUGAAAGUGCAAGAGCAAGCUAGAACUCUUUCCCGCUUAUUUUCCCUGUAUACUAUUAGCACUGCAAUGAACCAGAUGUGGAUUAAAAGUAACUAUUUGUUGUACUUGUGUAUAUGCAUUUAGCUCAAAGUUGAAAUGAUGGAAAGACAAAUUUGUAUA